UAUUCGCUAAAGGCGCUUCGCUGAAGAUAAAAUUUAAAGAUCAAAAUGUAAAAGAGGCCGCUUCAUUACGCAAUUUCCCCUAGAAAGCAAACUAAAUAACAUUUUUGUUUCUUUUUGUGAAACAACUCUGAACGGAGAAAGGUCGAAAAACUUGCUGUUAGUAUGGCCUACUGUUCGGCGUACGGUUGUAAAAACAACAUUAAGUCAAACAAAGAUAAAAGCUUCUUUCUAAUGCCUAAGAAUCCUGAAGUUAGCAAAGCCUGGAUUGCCGCAAUUAACAGAACAAAGCUGCCAGCUAAAGUAUUUCUAUGCUCUGACCAUUUUGAAGAAACCUGCUUUGACCCAAGCUGGAAACUUCAGAAUGAAUUAUUUUAUAAAGAUCGUCCUUGCAAACGCCGGUUGAUUCAAAAUUCUGUGCCGACAAUUUGUUGUCAUAAGACUGCCCCUAAGGAACGUACAUCCUCCACAUCGCGAGCCAAACGAAGUCAAUCUAAAGACUUGGUGAAGUCAGCCUUGGUUGAAGAUUCUGAGCAAUUAUGUUUAAUCGAUAAUGAAGUUGAAUUUGAAGUUGAAUCCAAAUUAUCAAUUGGAAUACAGGCCAUACCAAAAACACAAACGAGUGCAACCCAAUAUAAAGAUACGUCAGUACGAAGUACAUGUACACAAACGUUGUGUUCUGUAGCAGAUGCGCAAACGCAAACCCAAGUAGCUGUUGUACAUGCUUCUUGUCAAACUGAAAAUGAAACGGACACAGAUAACGGUAUGGCUUUCGACUUUAUUUCAUUUUCAUGCUUAACCGAAGUGGCAAAUUAUUUUGUAAUUUUUAAGAAUGUAUAUGUUUUCAGAUUCAAAUUGUACUGAUUCCUCAUUUAA
Hydractinia symbiolongicarpus is the source of this 873-nucleotide messenger RNA. Its product is annotated as THAP domain-containing protein 10-like. The record is from RefSeq and is a predicted model, not a curated record. The transcript has 2 exons. The coding region runs from base 163 to 861 and encodes 232 amino acids. Lineage: Eukaryota; Metazoa; Cnidaria; Hydrozoa; Anthoathecata; Hydractiniidae. Gene Ontology annotation, molecular function: sequence-specific DNA binding.